ACUGAUUCUGCAGCUACUUAUUAGGAUGCAGAAGGCCUCUCUCCCUAAGAGAACGGGGAGACAGCUGCUGUUCUCUACACUGGAGGACCAGGGGAGGCAGAGAAGCCGCUCUCCUCCAGGAUAGAGCUGAUAACAUUCACUGACACUGUCUUCAGAUUGCUUCAGUCAGGAGUGUCUUCUUCCACAGCUGAAACCACCACAAACUGGAGAGCAAAGUCAGGCCCACUUUCCUUGUUGCUGUCACCAAACAACUGUGCUUCCUUCCACAGAUCUUGCCACCAUGAAGGUGACCUUCUCAAUGGCCCUCCUUGUCCUAACGGUCUCAGUGUGGACUUCCUUUGCAGUUGAUUUCCCUCUUCCUAUGGCCAGUCACAUGACGGAAGAACUCUUCCAAGAGACAAAGGAUUUGUGCAAGGAGAACGUAAGGAAUUGCUGGUUCGUUUCCUACCAUAAUCCCAGUGAGCCUAUAUGUGCCAGUGACCAUGUCACCUACCACGGCGAGUGCCAUCUCUGCUCCAGAAUUCUAUACGAAAGCAGAACCAUAAUUAAAAUGCAUGAUGGAGAAUGUAUUUACUCCCUGGAUGAGUCUGAACAGGAAUAAAAGUUACUGGAUCCUCAGAUAGCCAAGUGAAGCAUGAUGGCUGAAUCUUCAAAGAUACCCAAUUUGGGGGACAGGGGCUGGAGUUCUUGGUAGAGUACUUGCUUACCAUGUAUGAAGCCUUAGGUUCGAUCUCCAAUGUUUGGAAGAAAAAAAAGAAUAGCUCCUUGAGAAGUGCAUCCUGGUAGUAGAAGAUACUUGGAUCAAAUUCAUUGAUUUGUUUCUUCAAUAAAUGAUUCUCAGCAUA
Molecule: messenger RNA, 845 nt
Organism: Peromyscus californicus insignis
Lineage: Eukaryota; Metazoa; Chordata; Mammalia; Rodentia; Cricetidae
Gene: Spink8
Product: serine peptidase inhibitor Kazal type 8 (putative)
Exons: 5
Coding region: 281-601 (106 amino acids)
Molecular function (GO): protein binding
Source: RefSeq, a predicted model, not a curated record